Messenger RNA from Lachnellula hyalina, 1461 nucleotides. Its product is annotated as MFS transporter. The transcript is spliced from 8 exons. Gene Ontology annotation, molecular function: transmembrane transporter activity. Gene Ontology annotation, cellular component: membrane. Gene Ontology annotation, biological process: transmembrane transport. The coding region runs from base 1 to 1461 and encodes 486 amino acids. Lineage: Eukaryota; Fungi; Ascomycota; Leotiomycetes; Helotiales; Lachnaceae. The record is from RefSeq and is a predicted model, not a curated record.
AUGGCUGCAGAAACAGCGACGAUUUUCGACGUGGAAGAAAAAGGCCAAGAGGGCGCCAUCCACGAAGCCACUGUGACUUUUGAGGCGGACAACAACGCCGUCAAGCGGAAAGCUUUGAUUUGGAAGCAGGACUUGCGGAUCGUGCCGCUGUCAGCGGGAAUCUACCUCCUGUGCUAUCUUGAUCGAUCGAAUAUUGGGAACGCAAAGACUCUCAAUAAGAACACGCACGAUGAUUUACUUUCUGAUACUGGCAUGACCAACUAUCAAUACAUCAUCGCACUUAUGGUUUUCCUGAUCGCCUAUGCGAUUUUUGAAGUCCCGUCCAACUACUUCCUUAAGAAACUGAGUCCCAGCAAGUGGAUCGGAUUUUUGAUGCUCUGCUGGGGCGCUAUCACCAUGGGAUUGGGCGGUACCAAGAGCUACGCGGCCGUUACUGGCGUACGGUUUCUGCUUGGGGUAUUUGAAGCUGGACUGUUUCCUGGACUGGUCUAUUACCUCACGUUCUGGUACAGAAUCGAAGAACGUUCCAUUCGCGUGGCUUUCAUCUUAGCUUCCGCAACCCUCGCCGGCGCGUUUGGUGGAGCUAUUGCCUACGGUGUCGGUCAUAUGAAUGGUACCAGUGGGCUGUCUGCUUGGAGGUGGCUGUUUAUUCUUGAAGGCAUCCCGUCCUGCCUAAGUUCGAUCCUUGUCUUCUUCUUCUUGCCGGACUACCCCGAGACGGUGAAUUGGUUGGAUUCAGAGGAAAAGGAACUUGCGAUAACGAGACUGGCGACUGAGGGUUCACAUGGACAUGGAGAGGACCUGACCUGGAAGCAAGCAAAGGAGACUUUGACGGAUUGGAGGUUAUACGCCCAUUAUGCUAUUUAUUUCGGCAUCUCGGUUCCUUUCUCCAGUCUCUCACUCUUUACACCAAGUAUUACCGCCGGGUUGGGAUACAAAGAUCUCAAUGCCCAACUUUUCACCGUCCCACCCUAUGCCGUGGCAUACGUUGUAACCAUUCUGGUAUCUUGGUCCGCCGACCACUUCGAUGCACGAGCACUGCAUUCCGCUGUCUUUGCCACGAUCGGUGCUGCUGGUUUUAUGGGCUCUGCUCUUCUCCCAGCACAUUCCUAUAGCGCGCGUUAUGGCUGCCUCAUCGUGGCCACAUCCGGUGCAUUUUCAUGCAUCCCACCCCUCCUUGGCUUCCUGUCCUCGAAUAUGUUCACGACUGCCUCGGCCGGCUUAGCUAUUGCUCUAAACAUUAGUUUUGGGGCACCUGGACAGAUUGCUGGUGUUUGGAUCUACAAGGCUGAUGAGGCUAAGAUAGGGUAUCCUACCGGUCAUUGGACCAACGCCGGACUGCUGUUUUUCGUAACUGUAGGCUGUGUAUUUUUGAGACUGUGGUAUGGGUGGAUGAACCGAAAAAUGAUUAAAGCAGGUGUGAACGAGGAGGUGGAUGGCAGAAGAUUAUUUAGAUACUAG